CGCCGACAUUUCCUCUGAACAACAUGCGUUGACAUCCAUCUCCACACAUCUCGGGUUGGAUCUCGCGUUUUCAGCUCUGUAGUUAUUUGGUCUAGCUUUCUAUUCGACAUAUCGAGAAUCAACAACGCUCACGAUGUCUCCCAAGCAGAACACUGGCGCCCAGGAAAUCACGGGCCAAGCAGCUCUGCCAGUAUCAAGGAUAAAAAAGAUCAUACAGCUGGACGACGAUAUUGUACAAUGCUCUCAAAACGCGACCUUUCUCAUCAGCGUUGCUACCGAAAUGUUCAUCCAAUACCUCGCCGAGCAAGGCCAUAACGUGAUCAAGUCGGAGAGGAAGCCACGGAAAAUCAUCCAAUACAAGGACUUGGCCACGGCGGUAUCGCGGAUCGAUAACCUCGAGUUCCUUUCGGACGUCAUCCCCAAGACGACGACCUACAAGCAGUUCAAGGAGGGCAAGACGAAGGAGGCCCCGCGCAGCGGGCCCUCCGCCGCCGCCGCCGUUGAAAAGGGCCAACGCACUCUGAACGGCGCCCUGGCGAUCGACGAUGAUCACACACAAUCACCGAACCGCAGACCCCCGACGGUCACUCAUGCUUCUGGUUCGUUGAGCACGCUCAUGGUCGAUCGCACGGUGGACUCGUCGACACAGGGCUUGGACCCGGACGUUGAAAUGGCUGACUAGAGAGGCCGUUCGGCUGCCACCACCACCAUCACCACUACUACCACCAUCACUCUCAUUAUAUCAAAUAUAUUAUUACGACUUGCACUUGCGGAGUUUAGGGCUGGGUAUACAUAUGGGUUUCGUUUCUUUUCCCCAAGGGCUUGGACUUGUUGCACGGGGGGAUCG
Penicilliopsis zonata CBS 506.65 is the source of this 847-nucleotide messenger RNA. RefSeq lists its product as hypothetical. The record is from RefSeq and is a predicted model, not a curated record. NCBI's taxonomy places the organism in Eukaryota, Fungi, Ascomycota, Eurotiomycetes, Eurotiales, Aspergillaceae. The transcript is spliced from 4 exons. The coding region runs from base 134 to 682 and encodes 182 amino acids. Gene Ontology annotation, molecular function: protein heterodimerization activity. Gene Ontology annotation, cellular component: CHRAC; nucleus.